UUGGAGAUACUCCGAGACCAACCACUUCGUUAUAAAAAAAUCACAAACUCACCAUCGUAGACGUAUUCCACUUGCACUUACCUCGCGUUCUAUCAACAAUAUAAGUAAAGAAAGGAAGGAGGAUUAUAACUGAAGUGAAGAAGAUGCAGCUAAAAGUUCUGGAUUACAUUUUGGUACCAGCAGGCCUCCUGCUGAUGGCGGCUUACCAUCUAUGGCUCCUAUGUCGAAUCGUUAAGCAACCCAAUAAGACCGUCAUCGGCAUCAACUCCAUCAAUCGCCGCUUCUGGGUUCAAGCCAUGAUGGACGAUGCUCCAAAGAAUGGUAUUCUUCCGGUGCAGACGCUUCGAAACAACAUAAUGGCAUCGACCGUUUUGGCCUCGACAGCGAUCAUGCUCUGCUCUCUCAUUGCCCUCUUGAUGACCAGCAGCAACAGGGGAGCAUUUUUCGUUUUCGGAAACCGAAGUGAGUUUGCGUUUUCGAUCAAGUUCUUCGCCAUUUUAGUGUGUUUCUUGGUGGCAUUCCUGUUCAACGUGCAGUCCAUAAGAUACUACAGCCAUGCCAGCAUGCUCAUCAACGCGCCGUUCAAGAAGAUGAUGUCGCCGCCGCACCACAAGCAGCAGUACCUCACGCAAGAGUACGUUGCCACCACCGUGAACCGAGGCAGCUAUUUCUGGUCCCUGGGACUCCGAGCAUUCUACUUCUCGUUCCCUCUGUUUCUGUGGAUUUUCGGGCCGAUUUCGAUGUUCUUGUCGUGCGUUGUUUUGGUGAUCAUGCUGUAUUUUCUGGAUUUCACCUUUCAGUCUAAUUCGGUUGUUGGGGUUGCUUGGGAUGAUGACCCCAUUCUCAUUAAGGAUGAUGAGGAGCAAGGCUUGUCCAAUGCACCGGGGAUGACACAUUGUGAUGGUAUCUCAAGUGUAGUGUGUGAGAAACCACGUCACAGUGCGUGAUUGAUUUGGAAUUCUCUCACUUGAUGGAUCAGCAAUUUAGU
Molecule: messenger RNA, 988 nt
Organism: Malus domestica (apple)
Lineage: Eukaryota; Viridiplantae; Streptophyta; Magnoliopsida; Rosales; Rosaceae
Source: RefSeq, a predicted model, not a curated record